AACCUUAGGUACGUCACGCGUUCCAGUGUGGUUGUUCCUUGGUUUUACAUCGCUCUGUGCUGCUACUUAGCCAUCUUCCUGUUUUCUUCAGUUUUCUGAUUUUGUUUCCAAUUCGCGUCGAAGAAAGGGACAACAAAAGGCCGCCAAGAUGCCGCGAAUCAUGAUAAAAGGAGGCGUUUGGCGCAACACAGAGGAUGAAAUCCUCAAAGCAGCUGUGAUGAAAUAUGGGAAAAAUCAAUGGUCCCGAAUCGCCUCUUUGCUCCACCGCAAGUCUGCCAAACAGUGCAAAGCACGAUGGUACGAGUGGCUGGACCCCAGCAUCAAGAAGACAGAGUGGUCCAGAGAGGAGGAGGAGAAGCUGCUUCAUCUGGCCAAGCUGAUGCCCACGCAGUGGAGAACCAUCGCCCCCAUCAUUGGACGCACUGCAGCCCAGUGCUUGGAGCACUAUGAAUACCUCCUUGACAAGGCGGCUCAACGAGACAACGAGGAGGAAGUGGGAGAGGACCCCAGGAAGUUAAAACCGGGGGAGAUUGACCCGAACCCCGAGACUAAACCUGCCAGGCCCGACCCCGUGGACAUGGAUGAAGAUGAGCUGGAGAUGCUGUCUGAAGCCAGGGCUCGACUGGCCAACACGCAGGGCAAAAAGGCUAAGAGGAAGGCCAGAGAGAAGCAGCUGGAGGAAGCCAGACGUUUGGCGGCGCUGCAGAAGCGCAGAGAGCUGAGAGCGGCUGGAAUCGGCGUUUCCAAGAAGAGGAAGAAGAAGAGAGGCGUGGACUACAAUGCUGAAAUACCAUUUGAAAAGAAACCCGCUCCAGGCUUUUAUGACACCAGCAUGGAGCAGUACGACCCUUUGCAACCAAACUUCAGGCGUCUGAGACAGCAGCACUUGGACGGAGAACUGCGCAACGAGCGUGAGGAGAGGGAGCGCAAGAAGGAUAAGCAGAAGAUCAAGAAGAAGAAAGAAAGCGACCUGCCCUCCGCCAUCCUGCAGACCAGUGGCGUGGCCGAGUUCACCAAGAAGCGGUCCAAACUGGUCCUGCCCGCACCGCAGAUCAGCGACGCCGAGCUGGAGGAAGUGGUGAAGAUGGGCGUCGCCAGCGAGGUCGCCCGGCAGGCCGCAGAGGAGAGCGAAAGCGCAAACUCCGCCUCCUCCACCCUCCUGUCAGAGUACAGCAUCACCAACACCAUGGCAACGGGCCUGCGCACGCCUCGCACCCCUGCUGCCCAGGACAGGAUACUGCAGGAAGCUCAGAAUCUGAUGGCUCUGACCAACAUCGACACGCCCCUGAAGGGCGGCCUCAACACGCCCUUGCAUGAGAGCGACUUCAGCGGCGUGACACCUCAACGCCAGCAGGUCCAAACGCCCAACACAGUGCUGAGCACCCCCUUCAGAACUCCUGGGCCUGGUCAAGGGUCAGAGGGCAUGACCCCACAAGCAGGCGGCGCAAUGACCCCACGUGGGGGGGCGACCCCCAGCUUGACCCCAGGCCGCACGCCACUGAGGGACAAACUGAACAUCAACAGCGAGGAGCAGCUGGCAGACCCGUCAUACGCCAAGCAAAUGCAACGAGAGAGCCUGCAGCAGCUGAGACAAGGCCUGAUGUCACUUCCUGUGCCCAAAAACGACUUUGAGAUCGUCCUGCCCGAAAAUGCAGAGAAGGAACUGGAGGAGACUGAGAUGGAGGUCGGCUUUGUCGAGGACGCGGCGGACGUAGAGUCACGGAAGCAGGCCCAGCGAGAUGCAGAGAGGGAGAAGGAGCUGAAGCUGCGACACACUGCUGUACAGAGGAGCCUCCCCCGACCCACCGAGGUGAACGAGUCCGUCCUCCGGCCCUCCUCCAUGGAGCCGCUGUCUGACCUGCAGGUGGCGGAGGAACUCAUCAAACAGGAAAUGAUUACCAUGAUGCACUUUGACUGUCUGCACCACCCGUCUGCCAAUGCCGUCAGCCAACUGCAGCGCGGCAAGACCAGAGGCCCCGCCUCCGCGUCCAACAACGCGCUGCACAUUGCUUACCUGGACAGUCACAACUACCAGACCGUCAGCACUGAGGACAUGGAGAAGGCCAAGGCCAUACUGGCGGCAGAGAUGGAGGUGGUGAAAGCGGGGAUGGGUCACGGUGACCUUAGCAUGGAGGCUUACUGUCAGGUGUGGGAGGAAUGUUACGGCCAGGUGUUAUACCUGCCCGGACAGAACCGAUACACCCGAGCCAACCUGGCAUCUAAGAAGGACCGUAUCGAGAGCUUGGAGAAGAAACUAGACGUGAACCGUGGUCACAUGACAGCCGAGGCUCGUAAAGCCGCCAAACUGGAGAAGAAACUCAAAAUCCUGCUGGGGGGCUUUCAGUCCAGAGCGCUGGGUCUCCUGAAGCAGCACAAUGAACUCUGGGAACAGGUGGAGCAGGCAGCCACAGAGCUGCAGACCUUCAGUCAGCUGAAGAAGCAAGAAGAUACUGCAAUUCCCAGAAGACUUGAAGCGUUGCGGGAAGACGUGGAGCGUCAGAUGGAGCGAGAGCGAGAACUCCAGCAGCGAUACGGAGAAAUAGUCAUGGAGAGAGACGCCCUCGCUAACAGCGCUCAGAAGUACUGAGUUGGUGGUCAGUUGAGAUAAGCCCCGCCUCCGUGUGACAGAUGCAACGUCAAACAGAUUGUUUUUGUGUUAGUGACCAAUAAAGUUUAUUUGAGCAACGCUAA
Dunckerocampus dactyliophorus (ringed pipefish) is the source of this 2691-nucleotide messenger RNA. It is a transcript of the gene cdc5l, whose product is annotated as CDC5 cell division cycle 5-like (S. pombe). The coding region runs from base 149 to 2587 and encodes 812 amino acids. The transcript has 19 exons. Gene Ontology annotation, cellular component: Prp19 complex; spliceosomal complex. Gene Ontology annotation, molecular function: RNA polymerase II transcription regulatory region sequence-specific DNA binding; DNA-binding transcription factor activity, RNA polymerase II-specific. Gene Ontology annotation, biological process: regulation of transcription by RNA polymerase II; mRNA splicing, via spliceosome. NCBI's taxonomy places the organism in Eukaryota, Metazoa, Chordata, Actinopteri, Syngnathiformes, Syngnathidae. The record is from RefSeq and is a predicted model, not a curated record.